CUGUUCAUAAAGACCUAUCCUGAAACGAGCUUCACCACCCUGUCGAUCUUAUUUUCCACCUCAUUGCCCACUCUUGUGUCUGCUUACACAAGCACUCCCGGCCGGAUGCCAUACACUGCGCCGUUGAAGACGUCGCCUUCCGCGCAGCACAUUGAACACUCUGAACUCACUCCACAAUCCUGUCCUAGCUCUCCCACCGCUGUCGUCUCUCACCAUCAACGCCAGCACCUGCCUCGCUCGUAUUCUUCCACCUCAUAUGUGCGAAGGCACCGACGAAGCCCUUCAAGUAGCAAGGUCUUUGUCUUUCCAGAGCCCGAAGGUCAUAUAAAAGUGGAUCAUGUCAACGACCCUCAUGCCAGUAUUCGAACGUCACCGCCUCCCAUAAGUGAUGCUGUCAUCCCUCCUGGGGCUCUGAUCUCACCUCCUGAAUCUGCCAACAAUUCAAGUGAUGAAGAGGUGUCAUACCCAUCCCAGGACGGGCUCCAGCUGAAGAAAUUGGAGGCUGCUGUGAGGUCCAUUGAGCAGAGACGAGUGUCCUCGCCGGAGAGACAGCUGUCGGAGGUGCAGUCCUCAUCGAGCAUGGCAGCCAUUGCUGGUGGCCCUGUUCAACCUCCACGGCCGCCCCUCUCCAGAGAGGCUCGCAAGAUUUCCCACUCUCGAUCGGUUACAGAAACCUCAAUUGACCGUAGACAGGAGGAGGCUUUGACUAGCUCUCCAGAAGAAAGUGACAGAGAUGACGAGCCCCCGGUCAGACAUCCUAUGGUCCGCAAGAAGUCUGGGGAACUGGUGAGGCCAGCUCUUCGCCCACCUUCAGCUCGGCGGCGCCCAUCUAGCAUGCCGGGGACUCCAACUUACGCAAAGGCGGUUCACUUCGACGCUCAGCUGGAACAUAUCCGUCAUUUCCUGCAAUUGGAUAAGCCUCAAGCCGUAAGUGCAGACACAUCGCCAGUGGAAGACUAUGACGCAGCAGAGGAGUUUCCGUUCAAGAAGGGUCAUCGGGACAUGCCCGCUUUUGAAUGGGAGCUUGGUCUGUCGAACUUUCCUAAAGACAGCCCUUCUCGGGCUAAGCAACGCGUUCGAUUGGAACGCCUGCACUUGUCUUCGGAUAAAAACACCAUGAUCGGCGUCGUUGGGGUUGCCAACCUGGCUUUCCACAAGCACGUUGCUGCUCGGUUUACUCUCGACCAUUGGAAGACUGUUUCUGAAGUCUCAGCCGAGUACAAUGAUGACCCCCGACGGAAGCCUACUCAGGAUGGCUAUGACAGGUUUGCUUUCAGCAUCCGGCUGGAUGACCAAGCAAAUUUGGAGAGGAAAACCAUGUUUGUGUGCAUUCGCUACAAUGUCGCUGGAGAGGAGUACUGGGACAACAACAACUCACAAAAUUACCAAGUCAACUUCCGCAGGGUACAAAAGGAAAUGCCCCAGGCCCGUGCUCCUCCCUCCGCACGUCCUCGUACGAAUUUGCCUAGGAGCAGGAGCUUUGCUGGAUCCAACAGUCGCCCACACUCAAUGCCGCCUUCAUUUGAUGCCUUGUCCGAGAUGGACAAGUACAUCUCGUUCGGCAACCCACCAACGAAUGGCAAGAAGGAACAUUUGGGUGAUGAUGAUCCGCAUGAUGUUGAAAUGGUGGCUCCGAUACGUCGCGAUAAGCAGAACCAUCAGGUCUUUGGAAAUCGUUACGAUUUCGAAGCCUCCUUGUCGGCAGCCAUGCGGACCAAACCUACUCACGAUCGCACGACAUUGACAGCUCGAGCAAAAUCGAAACUCCCGUCGCAUGGUAGUCACGGCCAUUCGUCGGAACGGAAAGCAAGCCACAAGGAGGAGAACGCACCUUUGCCUAGCAGAGGUAGCCAGCAACCAGGGUCCUCAGACCACCAUAAACCCUCUACCAUCGUUUCUGGCAAGCCGCAUCGCGAGUCGUCGGUGUAUAAAGAGUUGGUUGAUAAAUACUGCUUCUUCGGAUCCGGAUCGAUGAAUUACCCAAGUGGUGCAGUUGGUCCCGUCACGGGAAGUCCGGACUAUGAAACCCGGACGGGGUCUAGUAGCAGUUCCAGCUCGGUGUCUCCCUGCUCAUCUCCUCCCAUGGAUGGGGUCUAUGGUGGUGAUACUCGACACUCCCCUGCCGCUCCGUCGUCACCGAACCAUAUCGGAUAUCCAUAUCUUCAGCCUAUGCAAAACAGUUUUAUGAAGGAUACGCAGACACCUGCUAUCAUCCAAGGAUGAACGAAGAUGCACAAGCGCUUUAGACCCCGCCGCCUACGAGAUCACAACGCGAACGUCCUUUGCUUUCUACAUGUCUCUGUGUCCCUCCGUCGAUGGAAGACACGAAAUUUUCUUUUUCCCUCUUUCUCUUUUUACCCCAGUGGGUAUAAGCUUUCUGAAGGCUAUCAAGCAUGACUUGAAACUCUUAAACGACAGUGCAGUUGUCAACCCGACCUGCUCACCUGGUGUCCGUGAAGCCGCCUCGUUCCCAUCUUCGACUCGACUUUUGUUGAUGCGUCCGCCUAAGUAUCUACGAGGAUCCUUUGCGAUGUAUUAUAAACCGCGGGAUCUG
Aspergillus costaricaensis CBS 115574 is the source of this 2554-nucleotide messenger RNA. Its product is annotated as protein phosphatase regulator GAC1. Gene Ontology annotation, cellular component: protein phosphatase type 1 complex. Lineage: Eukaryota; Fungi; Ascomycota; Eurotiomycetes; Eurotiales; Aspergillaceae. The record is from RefSeq and is a predicted model, not a curated record. Bases 106 to 2223 code for a protein of 705 amino acids. Gene Ontology annotation, biological process: regulation of glycogen biosynthetic process. Gene Ontology annotation, molecular function: protein phosphatase 1 binding; glycogen binding. The transcript has a single exon.